GCCAACCAACUACUAGUUACAAGGAGAAAAGUAUUAAACAAAAAAUUAUUCAAUAAUUAAAACAAAACAAAAAUAAAUUAACAAAAUAUAUCUAUUAAUUAAAAAUUAACAAAUGGAAUUCUAUACAAAUUUCGCGCAAAUGGAAAUGUGUACAAAUAGUCGCAUUAGUCCCUCAGAAUCGGAUUCUUCAAAUAGUACAGCUACUAAGCCCCGACAUGUGGUCAAUGCUCGUGAACGUUGUCGUACCCAAAGUUUUUCCAGUGUUAAUUCGGCUUUCAAUACUUUACGCACAUUAAUACCCACCGAACCAUAUGAUCGUAAAUUGUCUAAAAUUGAGAUAUUACGUUUGGCUAAGAGUUAUAUAGCUCAUUUGGAUGCUGUUAUUGUGACAGGUAAUAAUGAAAAGCCCUGCAGCAUUUAUUCCCGAGAAGUACAUCACCAGUGCAAUAAUGAAAGAAUAACCGAAAGCAGAACUGCAAUAUGUACAUUUUGUGCCAAUAAUUUUAACAAAAGUUAAAAUUAUAAUUUAUUUUUUUAAUUAGUUUAUAAUGACCAAAUUAUUUAUUUACCUUAUUCAAAUGUAACGUAUUAAACUGAUUUUU
Messenger RNA from Lucilia sericata (common green bottle fly), 602 nucleotides. Its product is annotated as transcription factor 15. Bases 113 to 517 code for a protein of 134 amino acids. Gene Ontology annotation, molecular function: DNA-binding transcription factor activity, RNA polymerase II-specific; RNA polymerase II transcription regulatory region sequence-specific DNA binding; protein dimerization activity. Gene Ontology annotation, biological process: regulation of transcription by RNA polymerase II; developmental process. The transcript has 3 exons. The record is from RefSeq and is a predicted model, not a curated record. Lineage: Eukaryota; Metazoa; Arthropoda; Insecta; Diptera; Calliphoridae.